Neltuma alba is the source of this 2195-nucleotide messenger RNA. RefSeq names its product dynamin-related protein 1E. The record is from RefSeq and is a predicted model, not a curated record. Gene Ontology annotation, cellular component: cytoplasm; microtubule; membrane. The transcript is spliced from 15 exons. Bases 208 to 1986 code for a protein of 592 amino acids. NCBI's taxonomy places the organism in Eukaryota, Viridiplantae, Streptophyta, Magnoliopsida, Fabales, Fabaceae. Gene Ontology annotation, molecular function: GTPase activity; GTP binding; microtubule binding.
AUUCUUUUUCUCGAGAAUUAGCGUUCGUUUGAGGUCAUAAUUCUUCUCCUGGUUCUUCUUCCCCCACUUUGAACUGAUCUUGGAAAUAGGGUUCUCUGAAGCCUCAAGGAGAGCUUGAGCUAGAUAGAACCUUCAGGAUGACGACCAUGGAGAGCUUGAUUGGGUUGGUGAACCGUAUCCAGAAGGCCUGUACUGUGCUCGGUGACUAUGGAGGUGGUGAUAACACGUUUUCUUCUCUCUGGGAGGCUCUUCCUUCCGUUGCUGUCGUCGGUGGUCAGAGUUCCGGGAAGUCUUCCGUUUUGGAGAGUAUUGUUGGUCGUGACUUCCUUCCCAGAGGGGAUUGUGACGAGACGUCCUUUGGUGCUGCAGCUUCAUAAGACGGACGAAGGAUCGCAAGAAUAUGCCGAAUUCCUUCACCUGCCAAGGAGAAAGUUCUCCGACUUUUCCCUGGUUCGCAAGGAAAUUCAGGAUGAAACUGACAGAGUCACUGGAAAGAGCAAACAAAUAUCUCCUAUUCCGAUUCAUCUUAGCAUCUAUUCUCCAAAUGUUGUCAACCUAACCUUGAUUGAUUUACCGGGUUUGACCAAAGUUGCUGUAGAAGGACAGCCAGAUACUAUUGUUGAAGACAUUGAAAUGAUGGUUAGAUCUUAUGUUGAGAAGCCUAAUUGCAUUAUACUAGCAAUAUCUCCAGCCAAUCAAGACAUAGCAACUUCUGAUGCUAUUAAACUUUCCAGGGAAGUGGAUCCCACAGGUGAACGGACAUUUGGGGUGCUGACAAAAUUGGAUCUGAUGGAUAAAGGAACAAAUGCAUUGGAAGUCCUAGAAGGAAGAUCUUACCGAUUGCAACAUCCUUGGGUUGGUAUUGUGAAUCGAUCCCAAGCAGAUAUCAAUAAAAAUGUUGAUAUGAUUGCUGCUAGACGCAAGGAGCGUGAGUACUUUGCCACCAGUCCUGACUAUGGGCACUUGGCCAGUAAAAUGGGUUCAGAGUACCUUGCAAAACUUCUAUCACAGCAAUUGGAGUCGGCAAUCAGGGCACGGAUACCUAGUAUAACAUCUCUGAUAAACAAAAGCAUUGACGAACUUGAGUCAGAGAUGGAUCAUCUUGGGAGACCUAUUGCGCUUGAUGCUGGGGCUCAAUUAUACACCAUACUGGAACUUUGCCGAGCAUUUGACCGGAUAUUCAAGGAGCAUUUAGAUGGCGGGCGACCAGGAGGAGAUAGGAUAUAUAAUGUCUUCGACAAUCAGCUGCCUGCUGCUUUACGGAAGCUCCCAUUUGACCGGCAUCUUUCUAUUCAGAAUGUAAGGAGGGUGGUAUCAGAGGCUGAUGGUUAUCAGCCUCACUUAAUUGCCCCGGAGCAAGGUUAUCGGCGCUUGAUUGAGGGGUCUCUCAAUUACUUUAGAGGCCCAGCUGAGGCUUCAGUUGAUGCUGUUCACUUUGUCUUGAAAGAACUUGUGAGAAAAUCAAUAGCUGAAACUCAGGAACUGAAGCGUUUUCCAACUGUUCAAGCUGAAAUAGCUGCAGCUGCAAAUGAGGCUUUAGAAAGAUUCCGUGAAGAGAGUAAGAAGUGUACAAUUCGGCUUGUUGACAUGGAAGCGUCUUACCUGACUGCAGAUUUCUUCCGGAGACUUCCCCAAGAAAUUGAGAAAACUGGAAGCGGAAAUACUCCUGCUGCAACAACUGUGGAUCGUUACUCAGAGGGCCACUUCCGGAGGAUUGCAUCAAACGUGUCAUCCUACAUAGGUUUGGUGGCAGAUACCCUCAGGAACACCAUUCCGAAGGCUGUUGUUUAUUGUCAGGUCAGAGAAGCGAAACAUUCCUUGCUAAACCAUUUCUACAUACAAAUAGGGAAGAAAGAGGGUAAGCAGCUUUCACAAUUGUUAGAUGAAGACCCAGCAUUAAUGGAGAGGAGACACCAAUGUUCUAAAAGGCUUGAACUGUACAAAGCAGCUAGAGAUGAAAUUGACUCGGUCUCAUGGGCACGAUGAUCUUGGUGUCUGUCUCAAUCACCUUGUAUUAUAUAGCUAAUAGAGAUUGAUUAUGGAUUACUUCAUAUUCUUUGUUUUUGGGAUAAUUUAGUGAUUUUUGUUUUUAUACUGUUGAUCAUAGGAUACUAUUAAUCACUUGUUUGUUUGGAGGCGGAUGUACAUCUAUGCAAACCCUCAACCUUCUCUGAUUUUAGUAUAUGAUUUUUUUU